UCAGUCUGAAAAUAAUAUUAGCAAACGAACACUGGCUGCUUUUUCCAGUCUGUAAACAAAUAACUUAAUAUGAACUUCAGGCACAUCUUCUUUUUCGUGUUCAUCAUCCUGGCUGUCAACUUGCAACAGUCGCAAGCCAGUUGGCUGACGGAUUUGAAGGAAAAAUCUGAGCAGACGUUUCAGUACGUCAAAAACGCGGCACUAGAGGUCAUUGAAGUUGGCCAAAAAGCCGCGGAUGUUGCUGCCACUGCCAGGGGAGACAAACAUUAGCAUUCUACCAGAUUUUAGUGGACUUGUCUGGCCAUUCAAUUUACAUGGUAAUGAAGUAAUGCUUCGAAUAUUUAAUAAAAUCAAAAAUUAUUAAGUGAUAAGAACUUUCAA
Drosophila erecta is the source of this 381-nucleotide messenger RNA. RefSeq names its product sarcotoxin-1B-like. The transcript is spliced from 2 exons. Gene Ontology annotation, cellular component: extracellular region. Gene Ontology annotation, biological process: defense response to Gram-negative bacterium; antibacterial humoral response; defense response to Gram-positive bacterium. The coding region runs from base 70 to 270 and encodes 66 amino acids. The record is from RefSeq and is a predicted model, not a curated record. Lineage: Eukaryota; Metazoa; Arthropoda; Insecta; Diptera; Drosophilidae.